UUAACAUUAGCACAAACAAAAAGAAUGGCAACUCAAAAAGAAUCCCUUGAAAAGUUACGCAUAGCAAUAUACCCAUGGUUUGCUAUAGGCCAUAUUGGUUCAUUCCUACCCUUAGCCAAGAAACUAGCUCAGAAUGGGCAUCAUGUGUAUUUCUUUAUCCCUUCCAAAACACUUUCUAAAUUAUCCCUUCAAAACCAAUACCCUGAUCACCUAACAUUCAUCCCCAUCACGGUUCCACUGGUUGACGGGCUACCCGCCGGGGCCGAGACCACCAACGAUGUUCCUGACUCGCACGUAGGGUUCCUCCUACAUGCUAUGGACCAGACCCGGGACAGUAUCGAGACCCGUUUAACCCAACUCAAACCCCACAUUGUGUUCUAUGAAUUUGCUUAUUGGAUCCCUGAAUUGGGUCUAAAACAUGGGUUUAAGUCAGUUUUUUAUGCACUUUCAAGUAUGGCAAGUUUAGCAUAUUUUGCCCCUAACUUAAAAGAAGGUAAAAGAUCUUCCAUUGAUGAGCUUGUGGCCCCACCACCUGGUUUUCCUACCCAAACAUUUAGAAUGCACAUUGAAGAAGCUAAGGGAGUAACAAAAAUUUGUGAAAAUGCUGAUAAUUUAGGAUUAGGUAUAACAAUGCCUCAAAGGUUUUUUAUAGCUUUUAGAGAUUGUGAUGCUAUUGCUGUUAAGACUUGUAUGGAGAUGGAAAAGGUUUAUAUUGAGUAUGUUGAGAAGGUGUUUGGUAAGCCUGUGCUUUUAGGUGGGCCCAUGAUUCCUAACCCAUCUUCUUCAAAGCUUGAUGAAGAGAUUGAUGAGUGGUUAAAUGGUUUUGAGGAAGGUAGUGUUGUGUAUUGUGCACUUGGGAGUGAAGUUGUUCUUCAUAUUGAUCAGUUUCAUGAGCUUGUUCUUGGCCUUGAGCUCACAGGUAGGCCUUUCUUGGCGGCCAUCAGACCCCCAAAAAAUCACAAUAAAGUCGAGUCGGCUUUACCUGAAGGAUUUAUCGAAAGAACAAAAGGCAAAGGAAUGAUAAAAGGAGGAUGGGUUCAACAACAACAAAUCUUAAGACAUCCAUCAGUAGGGUGUUUUAUAACACAUUGCGGACUUGGGUCUUUAUCCGAAGCUAUUAUGAUAAGUGAUUGUCAAGUUGUGUUGAUGCCUCAAGCAUUCGAACAAUUCAUUAAUGCGAAGAUGAUGAGUUUAGAAUUAAAGAUCGGGAUUGAAGUCGAGAAGGGAGAAAAUGAUAAAUUGUUCACCAAACAGGCUAUUCAAACAACAGUUUCCUUGGCAAUGGACCAGGAUAGCCAAAUUGGGAAAGAAGUUAGGAAUAAUCAUGCCAAAUUGAAAGAGAUUUUGUUGAAGGAUGGUCUUGAAGAUUCUUACAUAGCUACCUUCAUUCAAAGUCUACGAGACUUGCUUUGAUCUAUUUAAAAUAUGUGAUUUAUUCUAGUAAUUGUAUUCUAUCUUUGGUAAAUGGAUUUUGAAUAGCUUUUGGAUUUUUUUUUUGUUGGUUGAUUUAUAAGUCAUAAAAAGUGUGAUAUAUUGGUUUUGUGUUACUUGUUGAUUCUCUUUUGGAUUUUUGUAUCAUGGUUG
Molecule: messenger RNA, 1584 nt
Organism: Amaranthus tricolor (Joseph's coat)
Lineage: Eukaryota; Viridiplantae; Streptophyta; Magnoliopsida; Caryophyllales; Amaranthaceae
Product: cyanidin 3-O-galactoside 2''-O-xylosyltransferase FGGT1-like
Exons: 2
Coding region: 25-1413 (462 amino acids)
Molecular function (GO): UDP-glycosyltransferase activity
Source: RefSeq, a predicted model, not a curated record